Messenger RNA from Solea solea (common sole), 828 nucleotides. Its product is annotated as leucine-rich repeat-containing protein 3-like. Bases 1 to 828 code for a protein of 275 amino acids. The transcript has a single exon. NCBI's taxonomy places the organism in Eukaryota, Metazoa, Chordata, Actinopteri, Pleuronectiformes, Soleidae. The record is from RefSeq and is a predicted model, not a curated record. Gene Ontology annotation, molecular function: protein binding. Gene Ontology annotation, cellular component: extracellular matrix.
AUGUCUCAUCAAAACCUACAGCCUGAGCAUCCACUAAUGGGAGCCUCUCAGUGUUGUAGGUUACCCACGAAACCUCUCUCCUGUUGUUCUCUGUUCUUUGUGGGAAUAUUGUGGCUCCUGGCGACUAUCGUGACUGCAUACUCUUGCCCUACAACCUGUCACUGCACAGACAGGAAUGGCGUGGUGGUGCAGUGCACCUCGCGCAACUUGGAGAAGAUUCCCCCUGACCUGCCCAAGGACACCGUCGUUCUGCUGCUCUCGUCUAAUCACAUCAGACACGUCACAAAGGAGGCCUUCGCAGACCUACACCACCUCAAGGAGCUGGACUUAUCUCACAACGCCAUCGAGACUGUGGAGGCCGGUGCCUUUCAGGGGAUUUCAGAGGGUCUACGCUCCUUGGAUCUUUCAAACAACCACCUCACUAGUCUCCCUAAGGACACAUUUGCCAAGCUCCAUGCUCCCGUCCGCCUCUCCCACAACCCCUGGCACUGUGAGUGCUCUUUGCAGGAGGUGCUGAGAGAACUGAGGCUAGACCCAGAGACAGUCAACGAGGUCAGCUGCCACACAUCUGUGCAGGACGAGUACGUGGGACAGACAGUGAUCCAGGUCCUGGACUCUGGCAUCAACUUUUGCAACUUCCACCACAAGACGACAGACGUGGCCAUGUUUGUGGCCAUGUUCUGCUGGUUCUCCAUGGUGACAGCUUAUGUCAUUUACUACAUCAAACACAACCAGGAGGAGGCCAGGAGGCACAUGGAGUACCUGAAGUCACUGCCCAGCACCUCCUACAUCAGCAAGGACUAUGACACAGCCAGCAGUGUGUUCUAG